Messenger RNA from Anneissia japonica, 2860 nucleotides. RefSeq lists its product as uncharacterized. Bases 167 to 2860 code for a protein of 897 amino acids. Lineage: Eukaryota; Metazoa; Echinodermata; Crinoidea; Comatulida; Comatulidae. Gene Ontology annotation, biological process: regulation of apoptotic process; regulation of cellular response to oxidative stress; ubiquitin-dependent protein catabolic process. Gene Ontology annotation, cellular component: ubiquitin ligase complex; Golgi apparatus; endoplasmic reticulum. The transcript has 11 exons. The record is from RefSeq and is a predicted model, not a curated record. Gene Ontology annotation, molecular function: ubiquitin protein ligase activity; ubiquitin conjugating enzyme binding; zinc ion binding.
CCUCGAUCGUUGUUUGGCAUUGCACAACUGUUGAGAAAUUCAAAACAAAUAAAACAUCGAACGAGCUCGAAAUGUAUUCAAUUAAUAUUCGGUUCAUACACGGAAAGACCUGGAGGUCCCCGAUAACUGGUUACAGCACCAAGAAUAUACCAACACUAGUACUAGCAUGGGGCAAAAACGAGGCCGGUUUGGUCGAACAACGGGUGCAACUUUGCGAAGAAUUCCUACUUGGCGGAGUUCAUUGACGGCACAAGAUGUUUGUGUAAUACAGAAGAAAGUUGAUAAUGAAAAGAAACAAGAAAUAUUGGCAGAAUUUGAGAGCCAGUUUGAGGAUGGAGGGUUGGGUUCUACGGAUUAUCCUCUGUUUUAUUCGCUAAACAAAUGCAAACGAUGGGAGUUGCCAAACUUGCUGAAAGAUAACAUCAUGUUUGAUCCUGUACACGAAACAAAUGAGUUUGAAGUGAUUUUAGUUGAACGCAGCAUUGGUAUUCCAUCAAGCAAGUCACCUGAUUGCACUGGAAUCCACAAAAGCAAAGGAGAAAUUCAUUCUAAGCAGCCUAGAAAUAAGUAUGCUCAUGUGCAUGAUUUAAUCAAUGUAGAACAAAAUGCCAAAAUAUCAAAUGCCAAGAGAAAUAGUGGGAAUCGUAAGAAACGUAGUAGGACAGAAACUGAAGACAUUGAAAGAGACCCGACUCCAUGUUUAAAAUACGAAGUCAGUUACGCACGUCCUCGCAAAGAAUAUCCGCAUUUUGCACCUACACUUGAUCACAAAGGAGAUUUUGCUAAAAGAAUAGCGAAAAAGGGGCAACGACCUAACAAGUGCCACUUAGAAUUUGAGGAAGAUGAUGAUGAUGAUUACUAUUCAGAUCACUUCGAUUGUGAUGAUGGUUAUAUUGGUGAUGAGGAGAGCAUUUUUUAUGUUUAUGAUCCAGAGUUCUCAAUGGGACCACCACCAUUGUUAAGCCUUAGCGAUCAUUUGGAUUUCUCAGACACACAAACCAGAUCACCAAAGAAAAGUAAAUUACAUAAGAAGAAAUUGAAGAAGAACACUACAUGCGAUGAGGCCAAGAUUUCAGGAAAAGACCAUAAAAUCACAAUACCUUCACCAGAUGUUCCAACUACAAGCAUCAAUAACCAACCAGCUGCCACAAUGGCACUGUCACCAGAUAUUCUUCCAACACUGCCACCUACUACUUCCAUUCUUAUUACUAAGUCUUCUAUAAUCCCUGAAUGUUUGGAAACGAUUUUUAAAAGUGAUUACACUGAGGGUGCUAGUCUGCCUAGGAGGUUCCUAAUUGACGUGACAUCGCACGUUCAAGAUACUCUGCUUGAACGAGGAAUGAGCAAAGCUGCCACACAACUGCGAAAAAUGGGGCGAAGAUUUCUCGUCAUUUUCACAAAAAUUCAGAAAGGAAUGUCAGAAUCUUUUGUAAACUAUGCCAGGACAGAGAAGAAUGGUGAAUUGUUGGAGGAAGUUGACGACUUUAGGGUUUGCUUAUUUGGUUUAGAAGAUCAAUUUAUUUCCAAUUAUGAGUAUGAACUUAAGAAUGCUCUAAGCAACAGCAAUACCUUUUCUGCCACAGAUGUCAUCACAGCAAUUAAGACUAUUCUGGACCAGUUACCUGUGGACUACUUUUAUACAGAUGUAAAGACUUCAAAAGGUGCUUUGUGUCACCUGGCCUAUAACGCACUUCAACAGCACCUACAACAGGUGUCUGAAGUGAUGACACCACAUGCUCUACACCAGAUGACUACUACCAAUGAAACCAUCAAGAUUUUAAAUGCACAAAUUCUUCAGCAAAGUUCUUGUGGUAUCUGCUUUGAAGAUCUGCUGCCCUCUAGUGAUGGAUAUUCUGGUACAGCUUUAGGUUCAUGCCAACAUUGGUUCUGUAAUGACUGCUGGAAACAUCACAUCCACACCAGAGUUGGGCGAGGUGAUUGCUCCAUUCUUUGUCCCGAAUACCAGUGCGAUAGCAAAGUGGAUACACCAACAUUGAUGUCAUUGACCUCAAGUAGUCAAUUUCAAAACCACAUGACUCACAAGCAGAAUAGAAUUGUGGACAAUGAUCCUAGUUUGCAUUGGUGUCCAGAACCAGGCUGUGGUCAUGUAGGGAAGGUGUGCCAAUGCAGUGACGGUGAAGGCUUUGUACCAUGUGAUUGUGGUAAGGCAUGGUGUGUUGGAUGUAAGGAAGACGUCCAUUGGCCAGCACUGUGUGAACAAGCGGAGGAGUACUUAAAAACCUUAAGGAAGAGAGAGGAGGACAAGAGAAGCCACAAAAUCAUGUCUGUCCGCGUGAAGAAAUGCCCACACUGUAACCGUCGGAUGGAAAAGAAUGGCGGUUGUCCAAAUAUGGUAUGCUUCUGUGGAAAGAUAUUUUGCUGGAUUUGUUUGCAGCCUCAUUCUUAUUCACCAAGCUGUAGUAAAUUAACUGCCGAGUUAGAAACUGUUGAACUUUAUCCUGUAAUGAUUGGUGUAACCAAAGAUGAGAUCCUUAGAAAAGCCAUUGAUUUCAAGAAAAUGGCAUCAAGAACCGCCUUUACCAAGAUGAAGAGAGGUGUGGUUGGAGUGCUUACAAAAAUGCAUGCUAAGACAAUCAAGCAAAACUCUGAUAACAAGAAUGCUACUAAAGGUGAUCUGGUAGCAGUUGAGAAGAGAAUCUGCAGUUGGUGUAGGACUGAGGAGCAGAUGAAGAUCCACACAGAGGCUGUUGCCAUGGCAGACCAAGUUGCAGAGUUCUAUACUGAAGUAUGUUCACAAUUUGCGGUAUCUUGCUGCAUAAAUCCGUUUUUAGGUUUAAGCUACCUUUACACUAGUCACGAUUGCAACACAACAACGACAUACAGAUGCGUGCAGUGUUGA